This is a messenger RNA of Schistosoma curassoni, 711 nucleotides long. NCBI's taxonomy places the organism in Eukaryota, Metazoa, Platyhelminthes, Trematoda, Strigeidida, Schistosomatidae. The record is from the annotation of a GenBank genome assembly.
AUGCCUAUUUCUAAUAAUCCUCAUUAUUGUCAUGAGCAAAUCCAAAUACCUCCAGCUCUUCCAGACAUUUUAAAGCAAUUCACCAAAGCAGCUAUCAGAACGCAACCUAAAGACGUUCUCAAGUGGUCUUAUGCAUAUUUUAAAGCGAUGGCACAAAGUGAAAUACCACCAGUUAAAGAAAGACUUGAGCUUCCAAUAAGUACACAAAAAACAGACACAGGUUUAACACCAGGAAUUUUAAGAAUUUUAAAUAACCAGCUUGCGUCAUUGAAAAUCGUAUCGUUAUCUGUCAUUGAAGAAAAAUGGAAAGAUUUGUCGCUACCGGUUGAACGAUUUCAAGAAAUUUGUCGCAUAGGAAAUUUCGCAAAUAUCUGUGAAUGGAGGUGGUUUUUAGCACUUGCUGCUUCUGAUUUAUGUGCCACAUUAUCAGAAACUUUGAAAUUGAUAUGUGAAAUUUUAACGGCAGAUCCUGAAGGUGGGGCAGCUAGAUUACCAUUUGAGCAAUGGCUAGAAUUCUAUCGUUAUCUUGCGAAAAUCGAUGAUAUACCAGAUGAACAUAUUAAUAAAGUGUUAGCUCAUUUGAGUUUUGAUAUUGCAACUCAAAAUGGUGCGAUUGCACCUCGUAAUUUUAUGCAUAAAAAUUGUCCGAAAUUAAAUCCGAGCGAAGAAGUAAAUUUACAUGCUUUUAUAGAAUCAACGGUUGAAGACUAA